CUUCCUCCUUCCUCUGACGCCGGUCCGAUUCCGAUCUCUCUGCAGCUUCUUCUCCCAACGCAGAUCUGCAGUCUUCCUCUGCUCCACCAACCAGCAUUCUCGCACGCACGCAGAGAGAGAGAGAGAUGGCGGCAUUCAUGAAGCUCGACGACUCCCCCAUGUUUCACAAGCAGAUUUUUUCUCUAGAACAAAUGGCGGAGGAGUUGAAAGAGCGUUGCCAGACAUUAUACAGAGGCUCCGCAAAAUUUAUGGCAUCUCUUGGUGAAGCAUGUAAUGCGGACACAACAUUCGUAGAUUCCUUGGAAGCAUUUGGUGGUGGACAGGAUGAUCCAGUUAGUGUGUCAAUAGGAGGUCCUGUGAUAUCCAAGUUCAUAUCAGCAUUUCAUGAGCUUGCUUCUUACAAGGAGCUUUUGCGUUCCCAGGUGGAGCAUGUAUUGGUUGAUCGCUUGACGCAGUUUGUAAAUGUGGAUAUGCAAGAGGCGAAGGAAUCCCGACGACGCUUUGACAAAACCGGACACUCUUAUGAUCAGGCCCGUGAAAAGUUUGUGUCUUUGAAGAGGAGUACGAGAGGAGACAUUGUUGCUGAACUGGAAGAGGAUCUACAAAACUCCAAAUCAGCAUUUGAGAGAAGCCGCUUCAAUCUAGUGAGUGCACUCAUGAAUAUUGAAACGAAAAAGAAGUAUGAAUUUUUGGAAUCUAUAAGUGCAAUCAUGGACGCACAUCUGAGAUAUUUCAAGCAGGGUUACGAGUUAUUGAGUCAAUUGGAGCCAUUUAUUCACCAGGUAUUGACAUAUGCUCAACAAUCGAAAGAGAUGGCUAAUGUGGAACAAGACAGACUUGCCAAAAGGAUUCAGGAAUUCCGUACCCAAGCUGAAUUGGACUCCUUACGUGCUUCAAGUGGUAUCGAACCCCCUGAUGUUGGCACGAAUGCUGCUGGUGCAAAUUCUUACAGAGACAUUGAAACAAUCACGACAUCUACCAGAGGUGGAGAGGUCCAGACUGUCAAGCAGGGAUAUUUGUUGAAAAGGUCGUCAAGUUUGAGAGGUGAUUGGAAAAGGAGAUUUUUUGUCCUUGACAACCUCGGGACUUUGUAUUACUACAGAAAUAAAAGUUCCAAAUCAGGGGGCACUCAAUCACAUCAUUCCAGCUUGUCGGCUGAACAAAACAGCAGCGUUUUCAGCAUAUUUCUUUCAAAGCACAAUAGAGGUUCAUCUUUUGGAGAAGAAACUCUUGGUUACCGUAUUCUUGAUCUUCAUACGUCCACAAUAAAGAUUGAUGCAGAGAACACAGAUCUACGACUUUGUUUCAGAAUAAUUUCUCCAUCAAAAAGCUACACACUGCAGGCUGAAAAUGAAGCAGAUAGGAUGGACUGGGUAAACAAAAUCAAGGGAGCAAUUGCUUCUCUUUUCAAUUCGCAUUUUCUUCAACAGCCAAAUCUUAGUGCAGAAACUACUAAGAACAAUGCUUCUCGUGGUUUUAGAUCAGCAGACGCAAAUAAUAGCUCUGGAGAUAUGAUCAAGCUUGAUGGACACGAUUCUGUGGCUAAGAUUCUAAGGAGUAUACCUGGAAAUGACCUUUGUGCAGAAUGUGGUUCACCUGAACCAGAUUGGGCCUCACUCAACCUUGGUAUUUUAUUAUGCAUCAAAUGCUCUGGUGUCCACCGCAAUCUUGGUGUUCAUAUUUCCAAGGUUCGAUCUCUAACAUUAGAUGUCAAAGUGUGGGAAACUACUGUUUUGGAUCUGUUCCAUGCAUUGGGUAACAGUUACUGCAACUCUAUAUGGGAGGGACUACUACAAGAUGAAACAGUAAAAGAAGCGCCGGAUGGUGCUGUCCCCUCAAUGAGUAAACCUUGCCCAAAUGAUGCGGUAUCUUAUAAGGAGAAGUACAUCCACGCUAAGUAUGUAGAAAAGUUGCUCAUUGUCAGAGACUCCGAAUCAUCUGGAAGUUUGCAUGCCAAGAGUAUCUGGCAAGCAGUCAAGACCAACAAUUUGCGAGAUGUAUAUCGGCUUGUGGUGACCUCAGAUAUGAAUAUCAUUAAUAGCAUCUUUGAUGAAGUUGAUGGGGCUGAGGCCUUUGAUUUAGAUUCAGUUGACAUAAAUCGGAAUGAUCCAGCCAACUGCCUGCAAAUGAAAGAUCCCAGAGAACCUGCAAAUUGUCUUCAAGGUUGUUCGUUAUUGCAUUUGGCUUGUCAUCAAGGCAAUCCAGUGAUGCUUGAGUUGCUUCUGCAAUUUGGUGCUGGUAUAAAUAUGCAAGAUUUCCAUGGAAGGACUCCUUUGCACCACUGCAUAUCCAUGGGAAACAACUCAUUAGCGAAGUUUCUUCUCAAAAGAGGAGCACGGCCAUCUAUCAAGGAUGGGGAGGGACUCAGUGCGCUGGAAAGAGCAAUGGAGAUGGGAGCAAUUACUGACGAGGACCUAUUCAUUUUGCUUGCCGAAUGCGAGUGACACUACUUUCUUAGUUUGGCGCAUCUUAUCUUUAACCUCAGUUGUAUCUGCUGGAAUAGAGGAAUGCACAAUAUUUAUGGACUUUUUAGCCAAAACAUAGGGGGCAUCAUCGAUUCAGAGUGAUGUGCAAUAGGAUGAUAUCAAGCGGAGCGACCUACGCCUUAACUUUAUCGCUUGCAGUAUUCUCACUGCGAUUUGGAAACCGUCUGAGAAUAUCCAAAUUCGCUUGAAAUUCAUGAAACGGAGGAAGUAGAGAAGCCCUUGAUUGGCGGUCAACUAUGAGGUCUUACUUAGGGAGACGGUUGAAACAUCUGAACUUUCUGUAACAUCAUGGUGUCUUGAUAGCGGGAUUUUCUGUAGCAGCAACCUGUUUAUCGACAUUAUUUACAUGCUGUUUAGAAGCUUUGUCCGAUACUGUAGGAGACUAAAGCUGUUGAUAUAGACAUAUAUCAGUUCUGAUGCCAGUGGAAAGAAGUAUACCAGUACUUGGACUCGUAAGUGAAUUCUUUAUAACGUGAACGCUGUAGCUGUUUUUUGGUCA
Messenger RNA from Syzygium oleosum, 2985 nucleotides. RefSeq names its product ADP-ribosylation factor GTPase-activating protein AGD2-like. NCBI's taxonomy places the organism in Eukaryota, Viridiplantae, Streptophyta, Magnoliopsida, Myrtales, Myrtaceae. Gene Ontology annotation, molecular function: GTPase activator activity; protein binding. The transcript has 20 exons. The record is from RefSeq and is a predicted model, not a curated record. The coding region runs from base 126 to 2444 and encodes 772 amino acids. Gene Ontology annotation, cellular component: cytoplasm.